CGUCCAGCAUGCCGAGGGCCAGAGGCGCGGUAGCGAGCGGACAGACUGCUUAGAGCGCUGUGGAACUAUUGGCCCGGCUUGGCGAAAGUCGCCCAGCCCACUGGAAGUCCGCCUGUCUUGGAGUCGGAGAAAAGCGGGUUUUGUUUUGUUUUAUUUUAUUUUAUUUUUUUCAUAAUUAGGAGUAACGGCCAGAACAAAGAAAAAUCAGGAUGACAAGAUGGCUGACUUCUUGUUACCACUGGGUACUAACAACUUUCACCGGUUCACGCCCGAAUCGUUAUCAGAGAUUGAAAAGCGGAUCGCGGCAAAGAUCCCAAAGGAUACCAAGCAGGAAUCUAGAGAGCAGUCGGGAGAGGAAGAAAAAUUGCGGCCACAGUUUGACUUGCAGGCAUGCAAGAAGUUGCCAGACAUCUAUGGAUCUCCCCCAUCCGAGCUCAUCGGAGAACCACUGGAGGACAUUGACUCCUUCUACCGAGAUCAUAAGACAUUUAUAGUACUGAACAAAGGGAAGACGAUCUUUCGAUUUAGUGCCACUCCUGCCUUGUACAUUCUUACUCCUUUUCAUCUAAUCAGAAGAAUAGCAAUUAAAAUUCUGGUACAUUCAUUAUUCAGUAUGUUUAUUAUGUGCACUAUUUUAACCAACUGUGUAUUUAUGGCGUGGUCCGAACUUCCUCCGUGGAAUAAAUACGUGGAGCAAACUUUUACUGCCAUUUACACAUUUGAGUCAUUGAUAAAAAUACUGGCCAGAGGAUUUUGUAUGACUGAAUUCACCUUCCUUCGAGACCCCUGGAAUUGGCUGGAUUUUUCUGUUAUUAUCAUGGCAUACAUAACUGAAUUUGUGGACCUGGGCAAUGUCUCAGCCUUACGAACAUUCAGAGUUCUCCGGGCGCUGAAAACAAUCUCAGUCAUUUCAGGUUUGAAGACCAUCGUUGGAGCCCUCAUCCAGUCAGUUAGGAAACUUGCAGAUGUGAUGAUCCUGACCGUUUUUUGCUUGAGUGUUUUCGCCCUCAUAGGACUCCAGCUGUUCAUGGGUAACCUCAGGAACAAGUGUGUCCGAGACUACACAGAGUUCGAAUCCUUUAACGGCACCUUUGCUUCAGAUGAGAAGAGCUGGCAAACCUUGAAUGAAUUCAUCAGCGAUCCAGAAAACUACUUCAUUAAAGACGGCACAACAGAUCCAUUACUGUGUGGCAACAGCACAGAUGCUGGCACAUGUCCAAAAGGCUACAGGUGUUUAAAGGCUGGAGACAAUCCUGACCAUGGCUUCACAAGCUUUGAUACUUUCGGCUGGGCUUUUCUCUCCUUGUUCCGCCUCAUGACUCAAGACUGCUGGGAGCGCCUCUACCAACAGACUCUGAGAUCUGCUGGAAAGAUCUACAUGCUUUUUUUCAUGCUGGUCAUAUUUUUGGGUUCCUUUUACCUAAUCAAUUUGAUUUUGGCUGUGGUAGCCAUGGCUUAUGAGGAGCAGAAUCAAGCAACCAUUGCAGAAAUGGAGGCCAAGGAAAAGAAAUUUCGAGACGCCAUGGAGGCACUGAAGAAAGAGCAAGAGGCAUUAGCUCGAGGCAUUGAUUCAUUGUCACUUAGUUCAUUUGAAGUGUCACCUGUGGCCAUGAAGAACUUCAAAGAACAAAGGAAUCAAAGAAGAAAAAAGAAGUCUUCAGGGGCAGAUGAUGAGGCAGAAGAUCAAGAGCCUGAUUCAGAUGAUGGCCAACGAAGGGCGGCUCUCCUGGGUUUUACUUCAGGCUCUUUGGAAAAUUCGGUGAAACGUAAGACGAGCCAUGGAAGUGUCUUCAGUUUCCGGCUACGCAGCAGGGAAAUAGGUUCAGAGGCAGAGUUUGCUGAUGAUGAUAUUAGCACAGUCGGGGACAGUGAAAUCCAACAUGGCUCACUGCUAAUUCUGAGGAAUGGGAGACGGAUGAGUGCACAGAGUCAAGGGAUUUAUAGCUCUCCAAUCUACACCUAUAACAGCAAAAGGAACAGUUCGGUGGAUUGCAAUGGAGUAGUGUCGCUGAUUGGGGGUGGAGAAAGCUUGGAUCCAACUACUCCAACCGAUGUGCUGUUACCACCACUUAUGGCAGAGAAAUAUGGAACAGCUGACACGACCUCCCUUUCUGAAGACGUGAACAAGAGGCAGCUUUUAUCACCCCACCGCCUUUCUAUGGAGCAUCCUGAGGAACACUUUCAAAGGCAACGUGCUGUCAGUGCUGUUAGCAUCAUCACCAGUGCCCUGGAAGAGCUUGAGGAAUCUCAACAGAAAUGUCCUCCUUGCUGGCAUCACUUUGCAGUAAGAUUUCUCAUAUGGGAUUGCUGCCCAAUGUGGCUCUUGAUCAAGGAGAAAAUUAAGUUCGUCAUUAUGGAUCCUUUCAGCGACCUCACAAUCACCCUUUGCAUUGUGCUGAACACACUUUUCAUGGCCAUGGACCACUACAAGAUGACCAAAGAAUUUGAGGAGGUGCUCAACGUUGGGAAUCUGAUCUUCACUGGGAUUUUUACGGCUGAGAUGGUGUUUAAGGUUAUAGCAUUGGAUCCAUAUUAUUAUUUUCAGCAAGGCUGGAAUAUUUUUGACAGUAUAAUUGUCACGCUAAGUUUGAUGGAACUAAGCCUUUCCAGCAUGGGAAAUGUGUCUGUGUUACGCUCCUUUAGACUGCUGAGGGUCUUCAAGCUUGCAAAGUCUUGGCCAACAUUAAAUACACUUAUUAAAAUAAUUGGAAACUCAGUGGGAGCCUUGGGAAAUCUUACCCUUGUCUUAGCCAUCAUUGUCUUCAUUUUCGCCGUGGUUGGGAUGCAGCUCUUUGGAGAAUUGUACUACAAGAACGUCAGCAGAAUCAGCAGCAACGGAAUGCUACCACGCUGGCACAUGAAGGACUUUUUCCAUUCUUUCCUCAUCAUCUUCCGCAUCCUUUGUGGAGAAUGGAUUGAAACUAUGUGGGACUGCAUGAAAGUCGUUGGUCAGCCACUGUGUCUCCUGGUGUUUUUGCUGGUUAUGGUAAUUGGAAACCUGGUGGUGCUGAACCUGUUUCUUGCCUUACUGUUGAGCUCAUUUAGUGCUGAUAAUCUUUCUGCCCCAGACGAAGAUGGGGAGAUGAACAAUUUGCAGCUGGCCUUUGCCCGCAUCAAUAGGGGGAUGAAGUACCUCAAGCGUUCCAUGUGGAACUUUUGCUGCAGGGUCCUUCGACAGCCAAAAGCCACUGCUGAAAAGAAAGCCAUGAUGAAGCUUGUGACCCACAACCAGCCCGUCAUGCACAACUGCGUCAACAACCACAUGGCUAAUGAGUUUGUCAAAGAAGAGCAGAACCAGAAGGAGAACCACACCAGCAACGCCAGAGCUGACAUCAACAAAGAAGGGCAUCAGGUGUCCGAUGACCACAAUAAUGACUUUAUGACCAACCCAAACAUGUCCAUUUGUGUCCCUAUUGCUAUGGGGGAGUCGGACAUAGAAGAUGAUGAGCAAAGCACAUUCACAGAAACGGACCAGGACAAGCAACUGAAGGAGCAACACUACACAAGCACAGCGAUCGAAAGCCAGACUUCUGAGUUUUGUGAAGACUUAAGUGAGUUGCAGAUGGACAAGCUGUCAAAAUCAGAGGUGGUUCUUCCACUAUCAGACCAGCAAGAGAAAUUCGAUGAAAUCAGCCUGUCCGAAGGAAGUACAGUGGAUUUGGCCAUUCCCUCAGAGCUUCUGGAACAGAUGCCCGAACUGGCAGAAGAACUGCUGGAUCCUGAAGAUUGCCUCCCAGAAACUUGUGUCCAGAUUCUCCCAUGCUGUUCAGUGGAUGUCACAAAAUUCCCUGGCAAAGUUUGGUGGCGCCUGAGGAAAACCUGCUAUCAAAUCGUUGAACACAGUUGGUUUGAGACAUUCAUCAUUUUCAUGAUUCUUCUCAGCAGCGGAGCUUUGGCCUUUGAAGACAUCUACUUGGACGAAAGAAAGAACAUCAAAACCAUGCUGGAAUAUGCUGAUAAAAUCUUCACUUACAUCUUUGUUUUGGAAAUGCUUCUGAAGUGGGUGGCCUACGGUUUUAAGAAGUACUUCACCAAUGCUUGGUGCUGGCUUGAUUUCCUCAUUGUGGAUGUCUCACUAAUAAGCCUCAUAGCUAGUUCUCUUGGAUACUCCGAAAUGGGUCCCAUUAAAUCCCUUAGGACCCUCAGAGCUCUGAGGCCUUUAAGAGCACUCUCACGAUUUGAAGGGAUGAGGGUGGUAGUGAAUGCCUUGGUAGGGGCCAUCCCUUCAAUCAUGAAUGUUCUGCUUGUCUGCCUCAUUUUUUGGCUCAUCUUCAGCAUCAUGGGAGUCAACUUGUUUGCCGGCAAAUUUGGGAAAUGCAUUAACAAGACAGAAGGCGAUGAGCCUUUGAACCACACAAUUGUCAACAACAAGAGUGAUUGUCAAACCAUGAAUGACACUGGAGAGUUGUACUGGACCGUAGUGAAAGUCAACUUUGACAAUGUUGGUGCUGGUUAUUUGGCUCUCCUUCAAGUGGCAACUUUUAAAGGUUGGAUGUCGAUUAUGUAUGCAGCGGUAGAUUCACGAGAGUGUGAGGAAGACCCUGUGUGGGAAUAUAACUUGUACAUGUACCUCUACUUCGUGAUCUUCAUCAUCUUCGGUUCUUUCUUCACCUUGAAUCUCUUCAUUGGUGUCAUCAUUGACAAUUUCAAUCAACAAAAAAAAGAAUUAGGUGGACAAGACAUCUUCAUGACUGAGGAACAGAAAAAGUACUAUAAUGCCAUGAAAAAAUUAGGAUCCAAGAAACCUCAGAAGCCUAUCCCCCGUCCGCUGAACAAGUAUCAAGGUUUCAUCUUUGACCUUGUCUUGAACCAAGCCUUUGAUGUUUGCAUCAUGCUUCUGAUAUGCCUAAACAUGGUGACUAUGAUGGUGGAGACCGAUGACCAAAGUCCAGAAAAAGUGAUCAUCCUCUACAGAAUCAAUAUGGUCUUUGUUGCGAUCUUCACUGCAGAGUGUAUCUUCAAAAUGACAGCUCUGAGGCAUUACUAUUUCACCAAUGGAUGGAACAUAUUUGAUUUUGUGGUUGUGAUUCUAUCAAUUGUCGGCUCAGUCCUGUCUGACAUCAUCCAGAAGUACUUCUUUUCCCCUACGCUGUUCCGAGUCAUCCGCCUGGCUCGGAUAGGUCGGAUCUUGAGACUUAUCAGAGGUGCCAAAGGAAUCCGAACGCUUCUGUUUGCCUUAAUGAUGUCCCUCCCUGCUUUGUUCAACAUCGGGCUCCUCCUGUUCCUGGUCAUGUUUAUUUAUGCCAUCUUUGGCAUGGCCAACUUUGCCUAUGUCAAGAAAGAACACGGGAUUGAUGACAUGUUCAACUUCGAGACGUUUGCCAACAGCAUGCUUUGCCUGUUCCAGAUCACCACGUCGGCUGGCUGGGAUGGUCUUCUCAACCCCAUUUUGAACACGGGCCCCCCCUAUUGUGACCCCAGCUACGUUAACUCCAACGGGUCAAAGGGGAACUGUGGCAGUCCCGCAGUGGGGAUCCUGUUCUUUGUCACCUACAUUAUCAUCUCUUUCCUCAUUGUGGUCAACAUGUACAUAGCUAUUAUUUUGGAGAACUUCAGUGUGGCCACUGAAGAGAGCACAGAGCCUCUAAGUGAGGAUGACUUUGACAUGUUUUACGAAACCUGGGAGAAGUUUGACCCCGAAGCUACGCAGUUUAUUACCUAUGGUGCCCUAUCCAGUUUCGCAGAUUCUCUGCCAGAACCUUUGCGCAUUGCGAAACCCAACUAUAUUAAGCUCAUAGCCAUGGACCUCCCCAUGGUGAGCGGAGACAGGAUCCACUGCUUAGAUAUUUUGUUUGCUUUCACCAAAAGAGUUCUGGGAGAAACCGGAGAAAUGGACGCCCUUAAAAUACAGAUGGAGGAGAAAUUUAUGGCAGCCAACCCAUCGAAGGCAUCUUACGAACCCAUCACCACUACGCUGAGGCGGAAACAGGAAGAGGUGUCCGCUAUCAUCAUCCAGAGAGCUUACAGAAGUCACCUUUUCCAACGCACCCUCAAGCAAGCGUCUUUCUUGUAUCGCCAAAAAACCUGCCCCCCAGGAGACGAGGCUCCAGAGAAGGAAGGCCUCAUUGCCUGCAUGAUGGAUGAAAACUACCGGAAGCCUAUCGACAAAUCCGAAACCCUCUCCUCCACGUCCUUCCCCCCUUCCUAUGAUAGCGUCACCCGGGGCACCAGUGAGAAUUUCCAGCUACGGAUGACGGACUCCAGCGGCUGCGACGAACCGCUUGACGAUCAGUUAUCAGCUGACCGAGAUAAAGAGUCGAUUGUUUAAACGUGUUUCUCUCGUUUAAAACACUUUACAAUAUUGUUUACAGAAUGUAAUGCUGUCACUACACAACCGGUUGAAGCAGCCUUGUUAAACAUUAGUUGCAAAGGCAGCAGGAAAGCAGGUAAACCCUGAAGGAAGAGGCCUAACCUCUGCCCCUGCUCUUUUCCACUUUGCUCAAUGUUUAUAUUUAUAUAUGCACAAGGAGGUUAGGAGGGGAACCAGCACAAGGCCACAGCCAAAGUGUGAUUACCGAGACGCUAAACUGUAAGACAGUGAAUAUUUAUACCUAUACUGUACACAACAUAAACCUGAGCGCAUACUUUCAUUUUAAGGUCUUACUUAUAUUAGUGCAUUUAUUUAUGGCAAUGUACGACCUUGCAUUCUAUAAUAACAGUGGGAUGGAGAAGAAGACCAGCAAUCAGGUAGCUGCUGUAGCAAUGCUGUAAUACUUAAUGUGUAUGUUAUGAAUGGUCUUUCUAAAGAAAAUUACAGAUAGUCCUCAUUUAGCGACCACAAGUCGGGAUCGGCAAGUGAAGUGGUCGCUAAGUGAAACUGCAACUGUGCUUAUGAACUUCCUUCAGCUUUCCUUUGCUUUGCAGACCAUUGAAGGUCGUAAAUGCGAGGACUGGCCAGAAAGUUACUUUUUCAUCACCACCACCACCACCAUCAUCGUCGUAACUGGGAACAGUCGCUAUACAAGGCAGUCGCUAAACGAGGACUACCUGUAUGUAUGUGUGUGUGCCUUCUUUUCCACAAAUUAUUAUCAUUUUACAUCUGCCUCCCCGGGCCCAGAUAUGUUGGGAUGAUAUAACGCUCAAAUUUUGAGUCAGCCAUAGUUAACGUUGAGGUUGGCCACACGGCUGGGAAUUUUGGGAGAUAUUGUUCUGAAUCAUACGGGGGCGCCAGAUUGGGAAAGGCUGUUUUAGAAGACGGGGGGGAAUCAGGGACCUUUCCCCAAUUAACAGGAGAUGCUCCUGCUUGCUGAGAGAAUAGGUUGCAAGACGAAAUUAUUGUGUCAGCAACAUUGCCGUUUUCUGUUGCAGCCAUGCCCCUGCUUACAACAGGCCUGUCAGCAAUUUAACCCAGGGAAAACACACAAAAAAAAAAAAAGACAAAAAAUUGACUUUGGAGAAAGCAUGGCUUUAUUUUUAUUUUUGUUCUAUCCCGCAGGAUAUUAGAUACUAAUGGAUUCUGCUUGUAAAACCGGCCAAUAAAAGCACUAUUUUUUUACUAUG
This is a messenger RNA of Pantherophis guttatus, 7500 nucleotides long. NCBI's taxonomy places the organism in Eukaryota, Metazoa, Chordata, Lepidosauria, Squamata, Colubridae. The record is from RefSeq and is a predicted model, not a curated record.